Messenger RNA from Clunio marinus, 5180 nucleotides. Lineage: Eukaryota; Metazoa; Arthropoda; Insecta; Diptera; Chironomidae. The record is from the annotation of a GenBank genome assembly.
CUUCAGUUGUAUUUGAGGUCGCGAACAGUUACAUUGGGCUCUUUCAGAUCUGCAGUUUAUUUAUUACUUUAAAGUUUUCAAGUCAGAAAGAAGAAGUUAUUUUGGGACAGAAGAAAAGUUCGUGAAGAAAUUGUUGGAUUAAUCAAAUGUGCUCUUUCGUGCAAAUAAAACGAGCAAAAAUUAUAAAAUCUGCCAUCCGGUCACUGCUUGUCGAACUCGAACUCGAAAUCAAAUAAAGAGUGAAAAAUGAAAAAGGCGAACGACAGCCAAAGUGUAGAAUGAAUAAUGGUAAAAUAUUUGAAUUGCCGCCAAAGUGCCCUGGAAUGUUGUCGACAAAGUUAACUGGCUUGUUUGGAUGGCGUCAUACCUAUCGCGUUCAUCAUCGACAAAAGGGAAUCAAUCACUUCUCCAACCAGCACAACCUUCACAAGACGUACUCACUCAAUAUCACACCAAAGAAACAUCACGAAACUUCAUCAUCAAAUCCGUCACUUCCGGAGGCUUCUUCGACUUCGAAUCCAGAUUCGUGGGUUGUUGUUCAUCAUCUUCAGUCACAGUCAGGAAUUCUUGAUCCCGAUGAUCAUGUUAAUGAUGUAGCUGAUGAUCGUGAACAGAUUCUUGCAAGUUAUGAUGAUCAUCCAGGGCCAGAUCCAACAGUGCCGCAAGGUGGUGGUGAUGGUGCAAGUGGAAGUUCUGUAGGAACAGGAAGUCCCGACAUUUUCCGUGUUCAAGAUGGAAAGUACACAAAUCAUAGUGAAGAAGUGACGACACAUAUUGAUGUUGGUGAGACAGAUCAGCCGCCGAAUGGAUUGACACUUCAAGUUCGUCGUGGCAGUGAACCAUCACUUUUAGCACUUGAUCAGAACACGCAGCUUUAUCCAAGUCAGAAUUCUCAAGAGCCAUCAAAACGUUGGUCAGCGGCGCCAGUUUGUCGAGACGAUCCACCCGAGCGACUCUUAAAUGGCGUCACUUCAUCAAAUGGAACAUAUUUAAGUCCGAAAUGGGCUGUUCCAGAAGAGGAUCAUCAAAAUGAUUCAAUGCCAUCAUUUUCACGUUCCGGACGACUUUCGAUGCAAUUUCUCGGUGACGGUGCCAAUUAUCGUUGGAUUGAAGCGGCCGAGAAAGCGGCUGUAAAUCAUAAUAACACAAACAGUAAUAAUUCUUCUUACAAUUCAAAGUCAUUACCGCGUGAUGCAAAGCGAAAAGAGCCGCUGGGUCAAGCAAAUGCAUCGACAUAUGAAUCGAUAAGACAAAAGAGCGGUGAAAUGCUUUUAGUGACGAAUGAGACGAGUGGACCUUUAGGACUUUCAGCGCUUCCAGAAGAUGGUGGAAUUCUCGUUCAAUCAGUUGAAGCUGGAAGUCGUGCAGAGAAAGGAAGACUUAGACGUGGUGAUCGAAUUCUUGAAAUUAAUGGAAUUAAUUUAAGUGAACUUAAAAAGCCGGCAGUUCAAGAUCAAUUACAGAAAUGUAUUAGUUCAUCGGAAUUGAGAUUAAGAGUGAUUCGAGCUGAAACUGAUGCACAAAAAGAUCGCAGUAGAGCGAAAAUGUUUGAAGCUGAAGAGAAAUCAGCAGUUAAUAGUAAAGUCGCUCACGUGUCACCGACGAGAAAAGUUCCCGGCACAAUGUCGACAGCUUCAUUGCAAGCAGCUAACACACGAAAACUUGGACGAAGAAUUGAAAUUAGUUUGAAGAAAGGACCACAAGGACUUGGAUUUAGUGUGACGACACGUGACAACCCAGCUGGCGGCCAUUGCCCAAUUUAUAUUAAAAAUAUUCUUCCGAAAGGUGCAGCAGUUGAAGAUGGAAGACUCAAGCCUGGUGAUCGAUUACUUGAAGUCGACAACAUGACGAUGACUGGAAAGUCACAAUCAGAAGUUGUGAAUAUUCUUCGUGCAACACAACAAGGUGCAACUGUACGAAUUGUUGUGAGUCGUCAACAAGAAAUUGUCGAAGUUGAUGAACGUGAAAUUGGAAAUCUUGAAACACAACCGAAACAACCACCUCCACCAAUUCUUCCAACGAAGAAAUCGCCAUCAGCACCCAACAUUCUUGACGUAAUCGAGAAGAAAUCAGGUGAAGAGUCGUCACAUGACAGUGUUAAGAUGAGAAUAAAGAAAUUAAAUUCUUCAUUAGAUCAAAAUGGAAACAUUUUCCCUUGGCGCAAUCGUGAAAUUCUAACACUGAACAUUCCAGUUCAUGACACAGAGAAGGCUGGUCUUGGUGUAAGUGUAAAAGGUAAAACCGGACAAACAACUCCAAACUCAUCGUUGAACGGAAACAACGCUAACAACACAAAACACGACGGCGAUUUAGGCAUUUUUAUUAAAAGUGUUUUACACGGUGGUGCAGCAAGCCGUGACGGUCGCUUGAAGAUGAACGAUCAACUUCUUAGUGUGAAUGGAAUUUCUUUAUUAGGACAGUCAAACGCUGAUGCUAUGGACACGCUUCGACGAGCAAUGCUUCAAACUGGAGGAAAGAAUCCAGGAAUGAUUGUGUUGAAAAUUGCGAGACGUGCAUCGUCACGACCAAGUAGUACGAUUAUUGAACAAAAUUGUAGUGACGCUGCUGAUGGAACGACAAGUAGUGAACAAUCAGGUUCAACUGUCAUUUGUUUAUCGCCAUCAAUAAGUGAUAAAAACGGAAAUGUUAUUCAUAAAAGCCCAACGACGCCAUCACAAGAGAAUGGAAAUGGCAAACGAUGGAGUAAUCCGGUGUUAGAUCGAUUGACAGGUGGAAGCGGCAUAGCAACGCGACCAUCAACAUUAAUGUCAACACUUCCAAGUGGUUUACGUAACGACAGUUAUUAUAUGGCAACGAACGACAAUUGGAGUCCAAUGGCGAAUCUUAAUGGCAGCAAUGCAGUGUUGAUUGAAGAAGAUCCCGAACCAACAUCGCCAAUUUCACUUCGACCGGAUUUACAACAUCAAAUGUCAACAUCAACACCGACAAGUGAUGCAAAUAUCACUUAUGCAAGUCAACUGUCGUUGGAAAAUCCAGCAGCUGAUGCUUUUAGUCGUGAUGCUAUUGGACGAAGAUCGAUGAGUGAGAAACAUCAUGCUGCGAUGGAUGCACGUGAGACUGGAACAUAUCAAAGGAAUAAAAAGAUGAGAGAAGAACGAGAAAGAAGUCAACAUCUUCAUAGUUCUGUUGAAUCAUUAACAAAUGUUAAUAAUAAUCGAAUAGGAAGUAUGAAGACAAGUCGACACAAGUCACAUUUACGAUCAGAAGCGAUGGAUCGGCUUGGUGAAUUGGGACCGUCAUUGGGUAUGAAAAAGUCAUCGAGUCUUGAAUCAUUACAAACAAUGGUUCAAGAGAUUCAAAUGUCAGAUGAGCCACGUGGACCGAAUGCUUUACGUGCACCAAGAGGUCGAGGUCGGGAAGAAGUUCUUAGAGCUGCAGUUGAAAGACCAGAAGCACGAAAACAUUGGCUUCUUGAAGAUGGAGUAAGCGAUAAUGAUGGCGGAUUUUCAAACCGUGGAACUCUUCAGUCAUCAUCAUCAAACAAUAGAAGUAAAAGUAAGGAACGAGCUCAAAAGAAGCCAGGAUUGUUGAAAGGGAUUGGUCACAUGUUUCGAUUUGGGAAACAUCGUAAAGACGUCUAUCCAACACCACAAACAGAAGUCAUCACAGAUUAUAAUAGUUGGUCAAAUGAUGCAUCAGCAAAUAGCACAACACUCCCCCAUCAAUCGACUUCUCCAUCUUCAAAUCAUUCAAAACUUUCACAUGGACAACGCGAAUCAAGUCAUGAACGACAGCUUUCAGCUUCUAACGGUCCACCAUCGUAUCAUCCACCUCCAAAAAGUGCGACACUUUCUAACGGACACGCUGGUAGUAAAAUAACACAAAAUGAUGCUUUCAACCACCGAUAUUCGCACUAUGUAAACUACGAUGAGCUUCAAAUGCAAAUUAGAAAUAAGUUGAUUGUAACUAAACACCAAAGCCAAGAAAUGCAACCUCAACAACAUCAGAUAAACAAUUCAAUUCUGACUGUUGUUGCUGCUGAUAAGAUUAUUCAACAACAGCAGCAGCAGCAAUUCCAUCAGUCAGGUGACGGAAGUGAUGAUGGUGGUAUGAAGAAUGAUUGUUUGUCUGAUUCGACGAUUGAGAAAAUGCGACUGCAAGUUCGAAUGCAGAGGGAAAAGGUGGAAGAUGAGAGUCGAAGAAAUCACCAUUAUCAUUCACAACGUUCGGCUCGAUCAAAUAUCGACAUAGGGCAUUAUCAUCAAUAUAAUGGAAUAUCACCAAUCAUCGUGAAUGGCCAUAAAUAUCAUCAUCCACAGCAUGCUCAGUUGCAAUCGCAACACCAAAUGCAACAGCAUUUAAUGAGACCAGUCUCUAGUUUCUAUGAAUACGAGACAAUAAAUCCCAAUGGAAACUACCGUAAGAUUGGCGAUCACUUUAACCCGCUUCAGAAUGGCAACAGUAGCAGUAGUAAGAUCGGCAAUGGAGUCAGUUCUGUUAGAAUAACAGGGAGUAAUGCACGAGCUCAAAUUCCUAAUAUGAAAUCGCAGCAACAUCAUCGCGGUCCAUUCAUCACGCAGGUACAUAUUCGUGAUCAAAAUGGCAAGCACCCGUCAGCAUCUAAAGUUUGACUAUAAUAUGCUCAUUAUGCUGCUUAGAGAGACUGGACAUCAAAAUCAUUAAAAUAUCAUCAAAUCUAAUUAUUUCCAUUUAUUUUUUACAUAAAACUUUUCAUCGAAAUUGCGUAAAUUUUCCUUUUUUUCCUUUUAUUUGUGAAUAAUUAUCAUCAUAAAACUUAAAAUAUGUUAUAAAGCUUAAGGAGUAUAUUUAAGAAAAAGAAAAUUAAAAAAGAAAAAGUUUAAGGAAGACGUUUUGAUUAAACAAUAAUCUGUGAUCUGAUAAGAAGAAGAAAGAAAACAAUAACAAAAAAAAGAAGAAAUUCAAUUAACUUAGAUGAUUCGAAUUGUCCCUGACGAAUUAAAGUGAAAUUAAAAAGAAUUAAUUAUAUUUUUACAAGGAAGAAAGUUUCGUGUCGUGUCGAUUAAUGUUUCAUUUACUUACAAUUUUUUUUAUAUUCUUUUGUGUCCUUAAAAUAACUCGAACGACACGCGUUACCAAUCUCAAGCCUUUUAUGAUCGAUGAUAAACUGCUCAAGGGUUUGUAAUUAUCUUCAUUCCGCCUUAAUCCAAUAAUAAAUCAAUUGUAAACGUAAAUUGAAA